Messenger RNA from Yamadazyma tenuis ATCC 10573, 587 nucleotides. The record is from RefSeq and is a predicted model, not a curated record. Lineage: Eukaryota; Fungi; Ascomycota; Pichiomycetes; Serinales; Debaryomycetaceae.
AUCUUUGAUUUGUCACUCUCAUGUUCCAAAGACUUUACAGCACAUUAUCCAAAAUGCCGGCCUGUAUAGUAGUCAGAUCACACGUGAAUGGUCCUGUUGAAGAGAAGAUUGUUAACAAGUUAUUAGCUCUUAAUCCUACUACUUUGAAAGUGUUCAAUGAUUCCCAUAAGCAUUCCCAUCAUAGAAGCAUGCAAGAAGCUGAUAAUACGGUGGAAUCCCAUUUCAGAAUUGAAAUAGUCAGUGAAGAGUUCAAGGGAAAGGGUUUGCCAAACAGACAUAGAAUCAUCUAUAAGUUGUUGGAUGAUGAGAUCAAAAUAGACAAGGUGCAUGCAUUGCAAUUGAAGACUAAAACCCAGGAGGAAGUAGAGAGAGCAAGUGCUUAAUAGACGAACAGUACACAGCAGAUUACGUCGCUCCUUUCAAGAAGAGAACUUCCUAAUACUGUCAAGGAGCUCAAUAAAUGGGCUACUUUGCACAUUGGAGCCUCUGUUAUCAUCUCAUAUCUCGGGAGUUAUUUUGAAAGCAAUUAUUAUUAACAUAUAUUAAACAAAACACUCUAAUCAGUUAAAUGGAUAUACUAGGUUCAC